Molecule: messenger RNA, 1143 nt
Organism: Pleurotus ostreatus (oyster mushroom)
Lineage: Eukaryota; Fungi; Basidiomycota; Agaricomycetes; Agaricales; Pleurotaceae
Exons: 3
Coding region: 1-1143 (380 amino acids)
Source: RefSeq, a predicted model, not a curated record
AUGGCGACAAUGGCCGAAACUCAGACAUCGACGAUCCCGAUGCCCAAUGGCACAGAGUCCACCGCUUCGGAGCACCCAGCCCCGGAGAUUACAUUUAUCCACAGAGUUGCUUCCAUUCCGCUUGUCUACUCGUCGUUGCAGACGAUCCACGACACCCUCGCGUCUAACACGUACACCCGCACACCGUUCUCCACCGCGAAGGACCUCUCCGCCACCGCAUACAAGUACACGGAGCCAUUCCAGGCUCGAUUUGCACCUCUUAUCGUCCGUGCGGAUGGCUACGCCAACAAGGCCGUGGAUAUCGUCGAAUCGCGAUAUCCUUAUCCUUUCCAAGUUAAGCCUGAGGAAGUAGCUACCUUCGUUCGCGAGAGGCGCGAUAGCGCUGUUUCCGUUGCGAACAAAAACUUCGACGAGAAGGUCAAGAGCCCCGCUUUCAAUGUCGCCCAGGGCAUUGAUAACCGUUUCGCCCCGAUUGUCGAUUAUAUCGAGGCUCAAGUCAACGGUCCUGAGGCAGGCCCAUCCACGCCGCCAGACGCCAAGUACCAGUAUCAACGCGCCCUUGCACUCUCCAGGACCCUCACCGACCGCGCAUAUGUAUACUCUGGUGAACAGAUCAAGCACCUUCAGACCCAGUCCGUACUAGUAAACCGCGCCAUGGAAACAGCCCACUCGAUUUCCGAACUUGCUUCUUCGUCUCUUUCUACCGCCCAAACUCGCGUUCACACCCUGUCCGACACCAUGGUCCUCGAGCUCCAGAAGAUCCAGACCUCUGCCCAGGCACUCUCCACUUCCCUUGCCACCUCCGCCUCCGAACUCCAGACUUCCAUUCGCUCCCAAGCCUCUGCUAUCCCGCCACAGUUCCACGAGCACCUCGCUCACCUCCAAGGGCAGGUACACGAGCUUCAGACUUCGCUUGGUGCAACUAUCAACGAACUGAAGGGCAUCGUCACGGCGAAGGACGUCCCAAUACAGGAAAAGGUCAACAAAGUUACUGCGGAGGUGAAGGAUCGUGUCACUCCUUUGUUGGCGAUAGUGCAGGCUCGAGUCACAGAGAUCUUGAGCGGGAAGAAGACCGGAGAGGGUGCCCCUUCAAAUGGAAAUGGCCAACCGCCGACUGCAAAUGGCAACGGGGUUGCUGAGUAG